Messenger RNA from Frieseomelitta varia, 1544 nucleotides. Its product is annotated as UPF0047 protein YjbQ. The record is from RefSeq and is a predicted model, not a curated record. The transcript is spliced from 4 exons. The coding region runs from base 539 to 1051 and encodes 170 amino acids. Lineage: Eukaryota; Metazoa; Arthropoda; Insecta; Hymenoptera; Apidae.
UGCUCGAUAUUUAUAAUUUUUAAUUUACCGCUUGUACGAAAGCCAAUCAAUAGAAAAUAAAACGGUUCUGGUGGAGAGCGUACUAUUGCUGAACGCAACUCUCGCGUUAUUGUUUGGAUUGCCAUUCGAUUUAUUUAUUCUCUGACAUUCGAUAUGGCGAACAAUAUGGCCCAUCAAUCGUUAAAACAUCUCUGAGCAUACCCUCUGCCAAAGGAUUCAGAUCUCUCUCGGUGAUACGAUGAUUUGCUUCGACGUAAUUCUAUCAUCUUGUUUUACCGCUAUUAGUAUGCGUACCUGAUACUUCAUGAUAUCCCGUGUAGGUGAAGCGGAUGCGAUUAGACAAUCUUAAGAGAUGUGGUUAAAUCCAUGCAUCUUGUAGCCGGCAAGCGGCGAAGAUAGUAGACGCAUACUAUAUCCAAUGGAGUGGACCUGUAUACUUGUGUUUUUUGGCUUGAAGUAGAUUUUACCGUAUCUAUCCACGUUGCGAAUUUCGUUCCGAGUCUAGUUAAGUGUGCAAUCUCUACAGCGUGAUCAUAUCAUGGCCUCGUCAAACAGGAGAAUUCAAAUCGGCUCUGCUUGGUUUCAAACAAAGAUUAACCUAAGACCGCAGCGUCGUGGUAUCCAUCACGUUACCGAGGAGAUCCUAAGAAGAAUUCCCGAGCUCUGUGAAUUUUCAGUCGGACUUUGUCAUAUACAAAUUCUUCACACGUCAGCAAGUUUAGCGCUAAAUGAAAAUUGGGAUCCAGAUGUUAGAGACGAUGUAGAAAUGAUGCUUAAUAAAAUAGUUCCUGAAGGUUUGGCCUAUAGACACAGUUGCGAAGGACCAGAUGAUAUGCCAGCACAUGUAAAGGCAUGUUUUCUGGGCUCUUCAUUGAGUAUUCCAAUUACUGAUGGCAAAUUGACUUUGGGUACGUGGCAAGGAAUUUGGUUGUGUGAACACCGUAAUGAUGCUGGAAGUCGCAAAGUAGCUAUUACAUUGACUGGUUGUCUCAGGGAUCCUGCACGUAGUCCUUUGAGCCCUGUUAGUCCUAUUGCUUCUACCAGCAGCUAGGACCACUCACACCCCCAAAGGCGUAGCAAACGUCAGCUGCGCAUAUCUACAUCUAGUGAUUCAAGCUAGCAGCUACUUAACUUUAGACAAAUUCUAAGAGUAUAAUUCAGAAAAGAGUGUAUGGAUACUUCAAAAAUAUUUAUAAAUGUUACAUUUUCUUAUAUCUAUUAUUACGAAAAUUUUAAGCACUUUUUAUAAUGACAUAACUUGUAGAGUUAUCAAAUUGAUUGACAAUAUUUAACAUUUAUAUGCUUACGUCUUAUAUGUUUUUUUUACACUUAGAAAUUAUACUUUAAUAUUUUAAAAAUAUACAGUUUUUUUUACAUGUAAACAUUUAAGAAAUAUACAGUUUAUGAUUUUAUUUAGAUUAAACAAAGAUAUUUCUCUUUAAACUGAGUUAACUAUCCAAAAAUGUGGUUCAUUGAAUAUAUAAUGUUGUUCAGUACUUAUAAACUGCCAAGGCAAUUGUAUAAUACAUGCAUUCAGAAAUAAA